UCUAGCAACAGCUAUCAGCCCAGACAGCCGGCGGCAACGGGAGCGGUAUUUCUCGGUGUGUCUUACCACGAUUAUUCGCUGCCGGGUUUUCAUAAUUAAUAGUCGCUUGGCUGAAAAUAGUGAAAAAACAACCCUGACCCCUGCACAGAGAUAUGAGCGGCAGCGGGCGGCCCAGGACCAGCUCGUUUGCUGAGCCGCCAGGUGUUCCAGGAGCCGCCGCUGCGUCCACCGGAUCAGCCGCUGCCGUGGGGAGCAGCACAGGAAAGUCCGGGGUCCCGCAGGCCUCCGGCACCAGCUCGUCGGGAUGCCCGAACCUUAAGCUUGGCAGAGACAGUGGGAAGGUGACAACAGUUGUGGCCACACCAGGUCAGGGACCGGACCGCCCACAGGAAGUCUCCUACACUGACAUCAAGGUGAUUGGUAAUGGCUCAUUUGGUGUUGUGUACCAAGCUCGGCUCAUCGACAGCCAAGAGAUGGUGGCCAUCAAAAAAGUUCUGCAGGAUAAGAGGUUCAAGAAUCGGGAACUACAGAUCAUGAGGAAGCUGGACCACUGCAACAUUGUCAGACUUCGUUACUUCUUCUACUCCAGUGGCGAGAAGAAAGAUGAAGUGUACCUCAACCUGGUGCUGGACUUUGUCCCUGAGACGGUCUACAGGGUUGCCAGGCAUUUUAACAAGGCCAAGAGCAUCAUUCCCAUAAUAUACGUGAAGGUGUACAUGUACCAGUUGUUUCGCAGUUUGGCUUAUAUCCAUUCCCAGGGUGUGUGUCACAGAGACAUCAAGCCCCAAAACCUGCUCGUCGACCCAGAAACUGCCAUCCUCAAACUGUGUGACUUCGGCAGCGCCAAGCAGCUGGUCCGUGGUGAACCCAACGUGUCGUAUAUCUGUUCACGGUAUUAUCGGGCCCCUGAGCUCAUUUUUGGUGCCACAGAUUACACAGCAAACAUUGAUAUCUGGUCAGCAGGCUGUGUACUAGCUGAGCUGCUGCUCGGACAGCCCAUAUUCCCUGGUGACAGUGGGGUGGACCAACUAGUAGAGAUAAUCAAGGUGCUGGGAACACCAACAAGAGAGCAAAUCCGAGAGAUGAACCCAAACUACACAGAAUUCAAAUUCCCUCAGAUCAAAGCUCAUCCAUGGACCAAGGUGUUUAAACCUCGCACCCCUCCAGAGGCCAUUGCUCUCUGCUCUCGGCUGCUGGAGUACACACCGGCCUCACGCCUCUCCCCACUAGAGGCCUGUUCACAUGCCUUCUUCGACGAGCUGCGCCAGCCCAACACACGACUGCCCAGCGGCAGAGAAUUGCCGAUGCUCUUCAACUUCAGCACCACAGAGCUGUCAAUCCAGCCCCAUCUGAACUCAACCCUCAUCCCUCCUCACGCUCGCUCUCAUACAGCUGCUUCUGCCCACGAUGGCACCGGUUCAGAUUCAUCUCAACACAGUUCAGUACCAGGAUCUCUUAACAGCAUCUGAAGCAGCUUCUCACCUGUCUGCCUGCCAGCCUCACCCUUAUCUCAGACACACACACACACUCACACUCUACUGCUUUCCUCCAUGCUGCUUGCUCUCCUCUUAGAUGAUCUGUUUUUGUACAGUAAAUACAUUGAACAAACUAUUAGUUCUGUAGCUGCCAGGGUUGAAAUUACGGCAGGUCACACACACAGUCGUCUCGCUGCUGCUCGGGUGGUAUGAAGGUUCAAUAGUGGGGGCUGGUCCUCUGUAAUAUAAACCUUUUUUAAUCAACAUUUUUUUUUUUUCCUUUUUCUUCUUUAUAUUUGUGUUUAUUUAUUUGAGUAAUUGAAAGCAUCAUGUGAUCACACAACUGGUCUCUAGUUUUGUUUUUUUUUUUUCCACCUCAGAUAAUUUCUUUUAAAUUAUUCUUCCAUGUUUUAAAUCCCUGUUAGUAAAGGGUUGGACUGAACACUGCCUGACCAAGACUAGAACUGUCCCUAAGUAGUUCAUCAGGGUAAAGGUAAUUUUAUUUAACUCAGGGCAGGAGAACAGAUGUGGGGACUGAUGAAUUCAUAAAUCACACAAUCUGAUGUUUAAGCUCAAAUUAAAUCUCCAGGUCUUGUUAAUUUACCUGCUGAGGAGGCAGAGUAGAAAAACUCUGCAGCUGUAGGUUGCAUUAAUCUGUGUGUGGUUGGAGGUUUGUUGAAUAUCCCUUUGACAUUUGUCAUGUUCAGUGGCUGUGAUUUUAGACUGGACUGGAAAUCACCAGACACCAGCCAAUCACUGAGUACCAGCCUUUGUCUUGUCCCCUGGACCUGUCCACAGUUGUACUUCAUUUAAACUGCCAUAUAAAUAUGAGUGAAAUCGACCACUUUUUAAUAGUGAUUUUAUUUGUACACAUCAGGACAGCAGAGAGGCAUCCAGAGGAAAACUCUUCCUCUUGUUCCUCACCAAUAGAGCUGUGAAGAAAAUGUGACUGGUGCUCCACAAAAGCAAACUGAGAUCUUCAUCUAGAGCCUUUUGAUAUUGAGCAAACAAAGCUGCUUGUUCUCUCUCCUGUCAAGUAAUUAGUUGUGUUCAGUUGAUGAUUAGAUGGCUGUGCUGAGGACGCCACGGUCCCAGAUCCUCACACCAAUAAAAGCUCAGAGGUUCCUUGUGAUCUUAAAUUGAAGAUGAAAACUGAAGCUUAUCUAAUAAACUAAAAAAAAACAUCAGUCAUUACUCACCACAACACUGAUGCCUCUUAAAGAAAUUGUUUGUGAAAUUUAUCUGCUCAAAGAAAUUAAACAAACUUCUGCCCCUUUUAACCAUCUAAAAGAAGAAGCUUUGUUUAUUCCUUUAUUUUACCUUUGAAUGAAAACCUUCUGGUUUCACUGGUGUUACUGUCAGUAACUAGAGGCUGUAAUAGCUGAUCAAAACAGCAGUUUACUGCGGAGCCAGUGGCUGAAUCAAGAAAAGUCUUAAGUUUAUUCCACUAAAAUUUGCUGUAAUUGUGUUCCUUUAACUAAACAAAAACAUUUGUUUUUUUCUUUGUUUUAAUUCACAACUUUCACUUAGCUAUUUGUGCUGCUGGAGGAAAUAAGAAGUCAAAACUUCUCAAUUAGGGAAACUGGGUGCUUUUUAAAAGAAAUUUAAAUCUGAAAUCGGUUUUAAAAAAUAUACUAUUCAUUUUAAAGCCUUGAAAAGUAUUAAAAUGUGGUAAAUAUAGUUACCUGAUCGCUUCCUUUUACAAUUUCAUGUUGUCUUUUUCUCUCUUCUACCUGUUGACAUGUGGCCAUACAGAAUACAGAAACUGAUUCCUUGUUUUAGUCUUAAAAUCUGUUAAUAAAUGUGGUCAAAAACCUAUAUCAACAACCUGUAAGAUCCCCUGAAAAAAUAUUUGCAGAUUAGAAGUAAAAAACAAGAAGUCACUUUUGGUGGAAAUCCCCUCUAGCAUUAAGAUCAUUCCUGUCCCGGUUUCAGUGUAGAGAAAAAUGCUGUCGUACUCAUACACUGUAUGGAAACGAGAAGCGAAUGUGAGUCCUCCCGUUAAUUAGAUAAACUAAACAAUGCUUAAAUGGGAAUGGGAAUGGGAAUUGCAUGUUUUUAAAUAGAGGAUACUUGAUGUAAACAUAUUUAUUUCUUUGUUUUUGGAUGAGAGUUGAAUGUGUGAAUUGUUGACUGAGAAGGCUUUGAAAUAGUGUUGCAGCUUCUUCAGCAAACUUCACUUCUCAUCAGUGGAAAUAAAUGAAAAGUCUUCAGUUUUUACAAGAAGAAGCUUCGUAGAAACAACAGUAACAGGAUAAAUGAACAUGUGCUUCAGGUCAUUAGUGCUGCUGACAUGUAUACACAAGCAUAGUGUAAGAAUCAGGAGUGAAAGGCUAAAUGUUAACAUGAAUAUCAAGCACGGAAACUCCUUUAAGGUGACUGUGUUUUUGUUUGUUUGUGUGCUGUUGUACUUCUAUCUUUACGAGGAGCGAUUCGGAUUUGACCCCAUGAGAGUGACGACUUUUGGCCAAUCCUCACUUCAAAAAGCUGGGACUAAGACGCUUUAGAGAUAAAUUUAGAAGUAAGUUUGGGGGCCCAUAGAAUGUAUCACUAGUAUAGAAGUACAAACUUGUGUGUGUCUGUGUGUGUGUAUGACCAUAUCCCAAACUGCAGUCUGAACAGCCAGUGUUUUAGGAAUAGAGCAGUCAACAAUACAGAUUUUUAGUAAGCAGUACAGACAACUUGAAAGUUUGUAGUAUAGUAUAUUUGAUACUAUUGUACCAUGCCUCCACCUGCUGUUUUACCUGCAGCCAUGUUUGUUUUUAACCCCUUUUUUUAAUAUAAGUGGAAGAGCCCUGAUGCUUUUUUUUUUCUAAAUUCCACCACAUUCACAGUCAUUUUAUAUGAGGAGAGUGGAGAGCGUUUCUUUUCCUUUUUCCUGCCAGCUGCUUCUGGGUUUCAAACUAGCAACCUCCCGGUCCGGUGGGUUACUGCUGGACACGUUCUGCUUUCUUUGCUGAAAAGAGUCCAACCAGCUUGUUUGAUCAUCUCUGCAGGGAGUGUGACACUCAGAGCUGUCAGACUCUGUGGCUAUGAAAAGUGUGUGAGAAAUCCCUGAGAGAAGAAUCAAACAUAGCUGAUUCUUCUCUUCUCCCAGUAUCACAAGCCAUUUAUUUCCUCACUCUCCUUUUCUUCCUCUCUUAUCGCACGUGUAAAUAUCACUGAUUUUUAUUUCCCUCUUUUUACUUUUUAUUACAGAGUUGUUUAUAUCUUAUUUUCCUCAUUCUCUCUACGAAGCAGUCUUUAGUUUGUGCAUUUUUGUAAAUAUGUUUCUUUUUUUUUCACAAUCCAAAAUGUAAAUACUGCAAAGGAAAAAAAAAAGAAGAAAAAAAAAACAGUCUACUCCUCAUGUUUGUUGAUGAUCUUUCUCUCUCUUUCUCUCUCUUGUCCAGUGAAAAUUGUAAAGUAGCCAUUAACAUCAUUGUUACUCAGCUCUCCUGUUCCGCCCUCUGUGGGACCACCCAACUGUUGAAUGACUGUUGUAAGGGUUCUGUUCCAAAAUGUGCUCCUUCUGUCCACUUAGGGGGUAAAUAUAAUAAAUAUAUCACCCAUGAAUUAUGUAAUUCUGUCUGUCUAAAACCUAAAGGACUGAGGCGUGUCAUGUUUGUUCAUUUGAUCCGUGUAACAGCAGCAUCUUGGGUUUGAAGGUGCUCUCUCCCACCUGCCCGUCUGUAUCUGCUUACAGUAUCAUAAAUGCAAAAUCUCUGAAAAGGUGAAACAAGAACAGGGAGGCAGAGUUUGUUUUACCGUAAUUCAAUUUCUUUAUUUUUCUUUCUAUAAAGCACCUCAAUGACUCAGUCACAUUUAACAACCUGCAGCUUCUCCACAAGAGGGAGCUGUUCAGUCUUUAUUAAACCAGUUCUACACUGCACCAAUUACAGGAAACACAUUUAAGAUACAUUUCCAAUUUCCUGUUGUUGUUUUCUUCUUGCCGUAGUAACCUCCUACUCUAUAAUUGAUCAAUUAGAAAACCUCCCUGUGUCUCCACAGUAAUGCAGAGCAAUGUGAGCGCACAGGCUGAAACCAGGUGCCAGUUGACUCAAGUUUUACGUUUUGCAGAUUUAGAAAGUAAAACUUAAACUUGCAUUAACUGAUUUUUUUUUUUGGCCACUUGAUGGCAAUGAGGUGUACAGCAAGGUGUAAACACGACACUGUUGUAAUGUCACUCUUUAAGCUGAUAUAGCAGCAAACGGUUACUUAUUUAUGCAUCCAGUAAAUAUGGAGCAACAUGAUCAUUCAUUUGGAGUCCUGUUUUUAGUCCACCCGAUGAAUUCAAGUCUAAUGUUCACUCUCUUUUAUCUGUCUUUAUCUGUUAAAUACUAUAUUCACCAGCUACAGCUGCAGGUCUGUGUGUUUUCCACAUACUUUUUCUUCUGCUUGUCUUACUGGAACAGAACUCUUUGUGUUGUGACAGAUUGUUAUAUAUGAUUACCGUGCAGUAUUGCGAAAAAUGACUCCGCUGCAGGUCACUGGUAUUUUCAGUCCUGACUUCAGUGAUCUCAACAGUGUUUAGUUGGACCAGAAAUCACAUGAUGAUGUCCGGCUCAACAAGUUCUCAACAUGAGCAUUUUGUCUUAUGUGCUGUGUGGCAUUCAGAAUUGCUGCUAAUGAGCAGAAGAUGGCAGAAAUAAACAUUUGUGUUGUGAAUGCAGGCAGAGCUGCCAGUUGUGUAUGUGUGUUUGUAUCCAGACACGUUUCUGCUAUUAACCAACAGUUUCAAGUAAAGUGGCUCAGAAAUGUUACUUUUCUUUGUGUUUUUAAAACUUGUACGUUAAUGUUACCUCUCUUUAGAUCAACUGAGGGCGAUCAUUGCAGGUCUGUAUAGGUUCUUAACAUCACCUUUUUGAUUUAAUUUUAUACUCCAAUGCUGUUGACGUGGGUCUCCUUCUGCCACGGUGGACUGGUGUGUUGGGUGAUGGAGGGAUAGGAGGAGAAAGAGAGAGAAAGAAACACAAGCCUGUCUGUCUCUGUUCUGUGUGUAUGAUAUGGACUCAUUUACUGUAAUAAAGUGAUGAAACUGUG
This is a messenger RNA of Seriola aureovittata, 6497 nucleotides long. RefSeq names its product glycogen synthase kinase 3 alpha a (gene gsk3aa). Lineage: Eukaryota; Metazoa; Chordata; Actinopteri; Carangiformes; Carangidae. Gene Ontology annotation, biological process: negative regulation of TOR signaling; negative regulation of canonical Wnt signaling pathway; extrinsic apoptotic signaling pathway in absence of ligand. The record is from RefSeq and is a predicted model, not a curated record. The coding region runs from base 153 to 1469 and encodes 438 amino acids. Gene Ontology annotation, cellular component: axon; cytosol; nucleus. The transcript is spliced from 11 exons. Gene Ontology annotation, molecular function: protein serine/threonine kinase activity; ATP binding.